AUGUGUAAAGGACUUGCAACACUUCCUACAACUUGCAUGAAAAGUGCCAAAGACAUCAAACAUAAAAUUAAGUCCUUAAUCCACAAACAUGAUCCCCAAGCAACGGAUCAGAAGCAAAUAAAAGAGAAGACUGCUGCUGCAGCAAAGAGCAUUCCUACUCCAGCUGAGGUGAAGAAGUGGAAGGAGUCUUUCAGCCAUGUGAUGAGCAGUCAAACGGGUCGUAGGGUCUUCACCAACUUCCUGAGGUCAGAGUUCAGCAAGGAGAACAUGGACUUCUGGGUCGCCUGCGAAGACUACAAGAAGUGUGAACCUUCCAAGCUGGUGAAGAAAGCCAAGCAGCUCUACAAGAAACACGUUGAGGCAGAUGCUCCUAAUGAGGUAAACUUAGACGAGAUGACCAGAGAGGGAACAAAGUGGAACCUCGAGAACACCUGCCCAUUUUGUUUCAACGACGCUCAGAAGAUGAUUUACACCUUGAUGGAGAGAGACUCCUACAGGCGCUUCCUCACCUCCAAACUGAUCCAGGAUCUGUCUCAAACCCAGUCCACCGCUGCUCAGAAACAGAAGGAGAUUAAAAACUGGGCAAAUAACAGGAAGGUGUUAAAUAACUCUUAA
This is a messenger RNA of Anoplopoma fimbria (sablefish), 615 nucleotides long. RefSeq names its product regulator of G-protein signaling 4-like. Bases 1 to 615 code for a protein of 204 amino acids. The record is from RefSeq and is a predicted model, not a curated record. NCBI's taxonomy places the organism in Eukaryota, Metazoa, Chordata, Actinopteri, Perciformes, Anoplopomatidae. The transcript is spliced from 5 exons.